This is a messenger RNA of Erinaceus europaeus (western European hedgehog), 2173 nucleotides long. It is a transcript of the gene SLC22A6, whose product is annotated as solute carrier family 22 member 6. Gene Ontology annotation, biological process: transmembrane transport. The coding region runs from base 330 to 1964 and encodes 544 amino acids. The record is from RefSeq and is a predicted model, not a curated record. Lineage: Eukaryota; Metazoa; Chordata; Mammalia; Eulipotyphla; Erinaceidae. The transcript is spliced from 10 exons. Gene Ontology annotation, cellular component: membrane.
UGUAGGGGUCAAGGCUACAGCAGACCCUGAAGCUGGUCCCCUUCAACCCCCACAAGUGAGGAGAGACUACAAGUGAGGGACAGAGCAAGGGGAGAGAGAGACAGAGAGAGAGAGAGAGAGAGAGGAAAGAGGAGGAGGAGGGGCAGUGGGCCAGGCUGCUGUCCCCCCACCGAGCCAGCUCAGAUUCCGCUCCAGGAGCAACUCAGCCCCUAGCGGAAGCAGCAGCAGCCCCUCUCCACCAGCGGAGGACAGCAGGCAGACAGAUUUGCAGACAGAGGUGCUGGGACUGGACGUCUUCAGCCCCCAGCCACUCGGCUGGGCCUGGCCCUAUGGCCUUCAAUGACCUCCUUAAGCAGGUGGGGGGCGUCGGCCGCUUCCAGCAGAUCCAGGUCACCCUGGUGGUCCUCCCCCUGCUCCUGAUGGCCUCCCACAACACCCUGCAGAACUACACAGCUGCCAUCCCCACCCACCACUGCCGCCCGCCUGCCCACGCCAACCUCAGCCAGGACGGGGAGCUGGAGGCCUGGCUGCCCCGGGACAGCCAAGGGCGGCCCCAAUCCUGUCUCCGUUUCACGUCUCGCCAUCCCUCCUUCCCCAAUGGCACAGAAGCCAACGGCACAGGGGCCACAGAGCCCUGCAUAGACGGCUGGAUCUACGACAAUAGUACCUUCCCUUCCACCAUCGUGACAGAGUGGGACCUUGUGUGCCAUCACAGGGCCCUACGCCAGCUGGCUCAGUCCUUGUACAUGGUCGGGGUGCUGCUUGGAGCCAUGGUGUUCGGGCACCUGGCAGACAGGUUGGGCCGCCGAAAGGUGCUGAUCUUGAACUACCUGCAGACAGCUGUGUCAGGAACCUGCGCGGCCUUUGCCCCCAACUUCCCCGUCUACUGCAUCUGCCGGCUCCUCUCGGGCAUGUCGCUGGCCAGUAUCGCCCUCAACUGCAUGACGCUGAAUGUGGAGUGGAUGCCCAUUCACACACGGGCCUGGGUGGGCACCCUGAUCGGCUACGUGUACAGUGUGGGCCAGUUCCUCCUGGCCGGCUUGGCCUAUGCUGUGCCCCACUGGCGCCACCUGCAGCUCCUGGUCUCUGUGCCUUACUUCGCUGCUUUUGUUUACUCCUGGUUCUUCAUCGAGUCCGCCCGCUGGUACUCCUCCUCAGGUAGGCUAGACCUCACCCUGAAGACACUGCAGAGAGUGGCCCAGAUCAACGGGAAGCAGGAAGAGGGGGCCAAGCUAAGUAUGGAGGUUCUCCGGACCAAUCUGCACAAGGAGCUGACCCUGAGCCACCGUCAGGCCUCAGCCAUGGAGCUGCUGCGCUGCCCCACCCUCCGCCGUCUCUUCCUCUGCCUCUCCUUGUUAUGGUUUGCCACUAGCUUUGCCUACUAUGGACUGGUCAUGGACCUCCAGGGCUUUGGGGUCAGCAUCUACCUAAUCCAGGUGAUCUUUGGUGCUGUGGAUCUGCCCGCCAAGCUUGUGUGCUUCCUUGUCAUCAACUCCCUGGGCCGCCGGCCUGCCCAGAUGGCCUCCCUGCUGCUGGCUGGCAUCUGCAUCCUGGUCAAUGGGGUGGUACCCCAGGAUCAGACCAUUGUUCGAACUUCCCUUGCUGUGCUGGGAAAAGGCUGCCUCGCCUCCUCCUUCAACUGCAUCUUCCUCUAUACUGGGGAGGUAUACCCCACCAUGAUCCGGCAGACCGGCCUGGGUAUGGGCAGCACCAUGGCGCGAGUGGGCAGCAUCGUGAGCCCGCUGGUGAGCAUGACCGCCGAGUUCUACCCCUCCAUGCCUCUCUUCAUCUUUGGCGCUGUGCCCGUAGCCGCCAGUGCUGCCAUAGUCCUCCUGCCAGAGACACUGGGCCAGCCACUUCCGGACACAGUGCAGGACCUGGAGAACAGGAGGAAAGGGAAACUAAGCCGACAGCAAAAAGAACAGCAGAAGCAGAUGGUCCAGCUCCCGUCCGCAGCAAGAUAGAAGAUCCGCCUCUGAGCGCUAAGAAGAGGCCUUUCAGACAUCCCAAGAGUGAAGGUCCUACAAGCCCUUAGACCUCCACACGAGGAGGGGGAAGGGAAACAGAAGACAAAGUGCUGGGAUUUGUGGUUCAAGGAAGAGCCUCUCUGGGGUUUCCAUCUCUGAACAGAUGCCACCAAUAUUGCAUCAUUAAAAGGUUUUUCUGUGUCUCA